Molecule: messenger RNA, 462 nt
Organism: Microthlaspi erraticum
Lineage: Eukaryota; Viridiplantae; Streptophyta; Magnoliopsida; Brassicales; Brassicaceae
Source: the annotation of a GenBank genome assembly
AUGGCGAAUAGUAAUCUUCCGCGAAGAAUCAUCAAGGAAACUCAACGUCUACUUAGUGAACCAGCUCCUGGGAUAAGCGCUUCUCCAUCGGAGGAAAAUAUGCGCUAUUUCAAUGUUAUGAUUCUUGGUCCUACACAAUCUCCUUAUGAAGGAGGAGUUUUUAAGUUGGAGCUCUUUUUGCCUGAAGAAUAUCCUAUGGCAGCUCCAAAGGUUAGGUUUCUCACCAAGAUAUACCAUCCUAACAUCGACAAGCUUGGAAGAAUCUGCCUUGACAUUCUGAAAGACAAGUGGAGUCCUGCACUGCAAAUACGAACUGUGCUCUUGAGUAUUCAGGCUCUCCUAAGUGCACCAAACCCAGAUGAUCCGCUGUCUGAGAACAUAGCUAAGCAUUGGAAGAGUAAUGAAGCAGAAGCUGUGGAGACAGCCAAAGAAUGGACUCGUCUAUAUGCAAGUGGUGCUUGA